Tachyglossus aculeatus (Australian echidna) is the source of this 1343-nucleotide messenger RNA. It is a transcript of the gene ALKBH3, whose product is annotated as alkB homolog 3, alpha-ketoglutarate dependent dioxygenase. Gene Ontology annotation, molecular function: dioxygenase activity. The transcript is spliced from 10 exons. The coding region runs from base 286 to 1146 and encodes 286 amino acids. The record is from RefSeq and is a predicted model, not a curated record. Gene Ontology annotation, cellular component: nucleus. NCBI's taxonomy places the organism in Eukaryota, Metazoa, Chordata, Mammalia, Monotremata, Tachyglossidae. Gene Ontology annotation, biological process: DNA alkylation repair; DNA repair.
CCUUCUUCUCUCUCCCUCCUCCUCCCCCCUCGCCCUUUUCCCCCGCCGAGCUCCACCGCUUCCCUUCCCUCUGCCAGGCGGUGCCACCCGGGGAGGAGCAGCCCCUCCGUUAGCCGCUGCCACCCGGGACGGGGCAGCCUCUCGGCAAGCCGGUGCCACCCGAGGCCGGGCAGCUUCCCUGCUAGACGGUGCCACCCGGGACGGGGCAGCCUCUCAGCAAGCCGGUGCCACCCGAGGAAAACUCUUCAGGGUUACUAAAAAGGGGCCAGGAGCUGUCGGGGAAACAUGGAAGACAAGAGACGGAGGAACCGAGUGCAGGGUGGCUGGGCUGGCUUCAGCAAAAAGCCAGCGGCUUUAGAGCCAGCUGGUGUUGGCAAGAGCCAUUCCCACCAGGGUGCUGGACAGGCCCAGCUGGAAAGGGAGCAGCUUCCCCCAAAAAGACAGUUUUUCUUCACUGAACCUACAGAGGCGGUUCGCAGAGCCCCAGAGCCCCGAGUGAUCGACAAAGCUGGGGUGUAUGAAAUCAGUCCGUCGCCCACAGGCAUCUCUCGGGUCCAUUUGUAUCCUGGCUUCAUCGACUCAACAGAAGCCGACAGGAUAUUUGAACAACUAUGUCAAGAUAUUCCCUGGAAGCAGAGAACUGGAAUCAAAGAAGGUAUAACUUACCAGCAGCCAAGACUAACAGCCUGGUAUGGGGAACUUCCAUACACAUACUCCAGGGUCACGAUGGAGCCAAAUCCUCACUGGCACCCGCUGUUGAGCACGUUGAAGAAUCGCAUCGAAGAGAACACCGGCCACACCUUCAACUCUUUACUUUGCAACCUGUACCGUAACGAGAAGGACAGCGUGGACUGGCAUAGCGACGACGAGCUCUCUCUGGGGGAAUAUCCCGUCAUCGCGUCGCUCAGCUUUGGGGCCAGCCGCACCUUUGAAAUGAGGAAGAAGCCUCCACCUGAAGAGAACGGGGACUUCACUUAUGUGGAAAGAGUAAAGAUACCUCUAGAUCAUGGGACCUUGCUGCUGAUGGAGGGAGCUACCCAAGCUGACUGGCAGCAUCGAGUACCCAAAGUGUACCAUGCCAAAGAGCCUCGGAUAAACUUGACCUUCAGAACUAUUUAUCCCGAGGCCAGUAGGAUGCAACGGUGACUCAAGGACCGUGGCAGAACAGCUGUUGAUAUUGCGCCUGGAUUGAUCAAGUUCUUCACCUAGCGUGACUGUGGGUACUUUGAAGAAGGGAUCCAACAGGGGACUGUGGUCUCAAAGUGGCUGGGUGGGAAAUGAGAUUGGAAGUUUCCCGGUGUUUGCUGCUCUCUCCUUGGCACCAAUAAAGUCUGGUUAAGCGA